This is a messenger RNA of Gadus macrocephalus (Pacific cod), 2301 nucleotides long. It is a transcript of the gene mchr2b, whose product is annotated as melanin concentrating hormone receptor 2b. The transcript is spliced from 2 exons. The record is from RefSeq and is a predicted model, not a curated record. Lineage: Eukaryota; Metazoa; Chordata; Actinopteri; Gadiformes; Gadidae. Gene Ontology annotation, molecular function: neuropeptide binding; G protein-coupled receptor activity. Gene Ontology annotation, cellular component: neuron projection; membrane. Gene Ontology annotation, biological process: neuropeptide signaling pathway. Bases 461 to 1504 code for a protein of 347 amino acids.
UCGUAGUGCAGUAAGAAUGACAUUGAAGUUCAGUGGGAAAAGGGAAAUCAAGUGACCUACAUGCCCAUUCCUACCAAGGAGGAAACUAUUGUACCGUCGACACUGCCCGGGACUGGCUCUUGUUAUCGGAGCAGCAGCAGGAGCGCAUCAUUACGCGCGGAUCUUUCUGAGCCCAGAGCCGUCCCUGGGUCCGUGCGUCUGAUAUAAGCCGCAUGUUACCUCCUGCUCUUAUUUCAGUUGGAGAUUUUCCGGGUCUAAAUUCUUCAACGUGGUAACGAAGUUGAGGACAAGUUUACCUGGCCUUUGUUUGAGUGGAAACCUGCACCCGCACUGUUCGUGCGUCUCUUUUUAAGCAUUGGAGGUGCCUAUACUUGUUUGGUGAACAUUUCCACCCUCUGCGCUUUUACUUAGACUUUAACUACGCAAGACAACUUUUGGAGGAAAAAACAACAAGCCAAAGAUGAAUGCAACGGACAUUUUUUGCAAUAAUAAUGAAACGUGCAAGUCUACGAACAAUUCCAGUACGGACGCCACCAAUCCCCCCGACAGCUAUAUCGACAUCACUACUUUUAUGCACAUAUUUCCAUCCAUUUAUGGGAUCCUCUGUACAGUUGGCGUCAUAGCAAACGGACUGGUUAUCUUUGCCGUGGCUACAUGUAAAAAGAAAAUGGUGUCAGACAUCUACGUGUUGAAUUUAGCCAUUGCUGAUUUGCUUUUCUUGCUUGUGAUGCCCUUCAAUAUACAUCAGCUGGUACGGGACAGACAGUGGGUUUUUGGGAACUUCAUGUGCAAAGCAGUGGUGGUGGUGGAUGUCAGCAAUCAGUUCACCACAGUUGGAGUGGUGACAGUCCUGUGUAUUGACAGGUACAUCGCCAUCGUGCACCCCACCUCAGACAAGCGCACCAUCCAGUGGACCAUCAUCAUCAACCUGCUGGUGUGGCUGGGCAGCUUCCUGCUCACCGUGCCCGUCAUGAUGUACGCCAAGGUGGUGGGCCAGCGGGACCUGGAGAUGUGCAUGAUGUACCUGGACGGCCCCCAGGACAUGUACUGGUACACCCUCUACCAGUCCAUCCUGGGCUUCAUCAUCCCCCUGGUCAUCAUCAGCACCUUCUACUCCCUGACGCUCUACCACGUGUUCAGCUCCAUCCGGAGGGUGAAGCGCAAGCAGUCCGUGUGGGCCAAGCGGGCCACCAAGACGGUGCUGAUGGUCAUCGCCCUCUUCCUGGUGUGUUGGUCGCCCUACCACGUCAUCCAGGUGGUGAACCUGAGCAACAACACGCCCACCGCCGCCUUCAUCUACGCCUACAACAUCAGCAUCUGCCUGAGCUACUCUCACAGCUGCAUCAACCCGCUCAUGCUGCUCAUCUUCGCGCAGAACUACCGGGAGCGCUUGUGCCGGCGCAACGCGCUGCUCAGCUCCCAGCACUCGUCAAAGACCACGUCGGUGAGGCCCGACGGGUCCAGCCUGGCCACCGAGCCCAGCUACCGCUGCACGCCCAUCUGAGCGCGACGCAGGUGGCGGGGGGGGGCCUGCGUGGACGAUGAUGCUGCCGCUGUGUGUGAGGGUGCUUCAAUAAAAGGGCUUUGUUGUAGUGGGUAGCAGUGAGUGUUCUGUUGAUUCGAGACAAGGUUUUGUGCCAAAAUGCAAUGUGGGUCGGUCGCUUUUACUCCAGGGCUGUGGGGGUGUGUUGUGGACUCGAUAUCGGGAGGUGGGGAUUGAUGUUAGAGCUGUAUUCCGGCGAGACCUGUCAAUUUCUCCCAACCCCAUUGAUCACUCUGGCUCUCUUCUCUUCCUCUCUGUCACACUCUCCCGCCUUCUCUCCCUUGAUCUUUUAUACGGUUCGGUUCUUUUGCCUUGUUUUGUCUGGGUCAGAUCGGGUGAGGUUUCACGACUCCACCGUUGACCCAUUUACGAUGGGUGUUUUGGUCCCGGAAAAUACACUCCCAGCUCAGGAAAAAACCAAAAGCUGUUUAGUGUUGCUUCACUUAGAGGAUCAACAUGUUGUCAAACUGAUAUUACUAUUCAUUUUAAUUAAACUUGAUGAUAGGAAUGACAUUUAAAUGGAGUGGAAUGUAUUCAAUGGGAUCACGUCUUGAUUUGGUGUUUGUUUAUGUUGUACAUAAUGUGGGUCUGAACCAAUGGGAUUUUCGUUUAGUUUUUUGAUUGCAUGUCAUGCGUUGGUUCUACGACUGAGCUGUUCUAUGACGAACACGGAAGAGAUUUUCUGUACCAUUGAUCUGUAUCAACGAUUCACCAAAACAUCCACUUUUAACUUUAGAGGCUUUACUCUGAAAUGUAAA